UGCUAUUUGGUUAAGCUAGUUAUCUAGAUGUUACUAGACCUUUUUUAGAGUUUUCUGUGAUUGUGGUUACCUGUAAUAUCAAUUUCAAGUUUUGGCUACUUUGGUUAUCUCAGUUAAGGCAAGGUAGUAUGGCUUCCAGUACAUUGUAAGUAGCUGUCUAUGUGUAAUGUGUACUCAUUGUAUUAUGUAAGUAUAUGCGCUGAACCAGAACCUGAACACAAUGGGACUUCUUCAGCUGUGCCUGGUGGUUGCUUUGUGUCUGCAUGUUCACAUGAAUGGACCUGGACAUUACAAUGGGCAGUCAACAUUUCUUCCUUCUGUUCAUCAGCCUUUCAUCAGGAAGCAUUUCCUUAAGACUAGGAUCUCCUAUAGCUCGAACUGCAAUGCCACCUUUCAGAUUGAGCUACUGCAAGAUGGAGAUAUAAACCCUAACCCUGGCCCUGACCAGCAAUUGUCAUCUACAUCGCCUUUGCAUGGGUUAUCUUCCUCUGAACCAGGGAUUCAAUACACUCCAACACAGCUUCGUCAUUUGAAAGGUCGCGGGUCUUCACUACCGGAAAAUGUUCUACGCAUCAUCAACAAACUUCACAUUAAUCGCAGUACAGUCAGAUUUAAUCGUAAAAAGAAAACCAGGAGAGGAACGCGUGGUGGUAAGGGAAAGGAGGUGAGAGACACAAGUAGCAACAGCUCCUCCAUCUCUACUCAUUCCAGUUACCUUCAGUUGUGUACGGUGAAUGUUCGCUCAGUACGUAGUAAGUCAGCAUCGCUUUUGGAUUUCGUUUGUGAAAGUAAGGCCGACUUGUACGCUAUGACUGAGACUUGGUUGACAGAUAAUGACUCUGCAAUCAUCCAUGAUAUCAUUCCUGAUGGUCACCGAUUUGUCCAUUGCCCGCGUACUGUUCGUCGUGGUGGAGGAACUGCUCUUCUCUUCAAGGACAAUCUCGAUGUUCAUCAGGUUCUGGCUGGUGAAAAGAGGUCGUUUGAGUUUGCUUGUUACCAUAUAUCACUCAAAUCUUUCCAACUUAAGCUAAUUAAUAUUUAUAGACCACCGUAUUCUGAUGCUCAUCCUGUACCAAUGUCGGUUUUUAUGUCUGAAUUUAACGACUUUAUACAGGAACACUUGUUGUCCAAUAUACCUGUUAUUAUCACUGGUGAUUUUAACAUUCAUGUCGAUGUUGAUAAUCAAGAGUCUAGGUUAUUCAUGGAUCUACUUGAGUCAUUUUCUUGUAUUCAGCAUGUUGAUUGUAGUACUCAUAUACAUGGUCACACUCUAGAUUUGGUUAUAUCUCGUAAGUCAGACAACAUAAUUGUCGGGCGACCGUGGCCUGGCUCUUUAAUAUCUGAUCAUUUCCCUGUUUUUUGUCACCUGAACUCAUUGAAGUCACAGUUGCCUCCUAAGAAAACAUCCUUCCGUAAAAUUGGUUGUAUGGAUUUGGACUCUUUGAAGGGUGAUGUUGCUAAUAGUUCACUUUGUACUAGUACUCCUGAUGAUCUUAAAGAAUUGGUCACUCUAUAUAAUGAUACACUUAAUUCAAUUUUGAACAAACACGCACCUUUGAUUACCAAGACCGUUUCAUCUCACCCGCAGGUACCAUGGUAUACAAAUGAUGUAAGAACACAAAAAAGAAAAAGGAGAAAGGCUGAAAAGAGAUGGUUGAGAACAAAAUCCUCUCUUGAUUACGAGAAUUUCAAAAUCGCUCGUAAUGAGACCUUAUUUGUUAUGAAUAGUGCUCGACGUACAUACAUGUAUUACUCUGAAAUGAAAACAGUUCUAAUCAAAGAAGUCUCUUUAAUGUUACUAAAUCUUUGCUGA
Messenger RNA from Lytechinus variegatus (green sea urchin), 1813 nucleotides. RefSeq lists its product as uncharacterized. The record is from RefSeq and is a predicted model, not a curated record. The transcript has a single exon. Bases 221 to 1813 code for a protein of 530 amino acids. Gene Ontology annotation, molecular function: catalytic activity. Lineage: Eukaryota; Metazoa; Echinodermata; Echinoidea; Temnopleuroida; Toxopneustidae.